ACCUUCCCCGAGGAGCGGGCGGUUGACUGCAGCUCUGCGCCAGCGGCCGAAGCUGGGUCGCUGUCCCUCCGGGCUCGGCCGGGACGUCCCGCCCUUGGCGUCGCUGGGAAGUCAGACCAUUUUGCCUGUCGGUGGCCGGCGGAGGUCCCACUUGAUGUAGAACGUCCUCGGCCUUCUUUGUGAGCCCGCCAGUUAAGAUGUCGUGGGUAGCCGUCCCAAAUCGCAGUUUGGCCCUUUCGGUCUCCAGAGCUCGUGGACAAGUGUAUAGGAUCCAGAAUUCACAUUGUGAUGAAGAGUGAUAAAGAAAUUGUUGGUACACUUCUAGGAUUUGAUGACUUUGUCAAUAUGGUGUUGGAAGAUGUCACUGAGUUUGAAAUUACACCAGAAGGAAGGAGGAUUACAAAAUUAGAUCAGAUUUUACUAAAUGGAAAUAAUAUAACAAUGCUGGUUCCUGGAGGAGAAGGGCCUGAAGUAUGAAUGGAUUUCCUUAUGCUAGAGUCUGGCUUUUUCUUAAACCUUUAAUGUCUAUAUUCUAUAAAAUGAAGUUUCCGUUAAAAGGAAAUACUUUGAAUAUAUACACCAUUUUUCUAAGCUAAUCGUGGUUAUUUUGAGAAAGGAAGAGGUUUGUUUUGUUUUUUAAAAGACUGAAAAAAUA
This is a messenger RNA of Onychomys torridus (southern grasshopper mouse), 655 nucleotides long. RefSeq names its product LSM5 homolog, U6 small nuclear RNA and mRNA degradation associated (gene Lsm5). Lineage: Eukaryota; Metazoa; Chordata; Mammalia; Rodentia; Cricetidae. The record is from RefSeq and is a predicted model, not a curated record. The transcript is spliced from 5 exons. Gene Ontology annotation, cellular component: Lsm1-7-Pat1 complex; U6 snRNP; U4/U6 x U5 tri-snRNP complex. Gene Ontology annotation, molecular function: RNA binding. Gene Ontology annotation, biological process: mRNA splicing, via spliceosome. The coding region runs from base 289 to 477 and encodes 62 amino acids.